This is a messenger RNA of Patella vulgata (common limpet), 4280 nucleotides long. RefSeq names its product ankyrin repeat domain-containing protein 50. Gene Ontology annotation, molecular function: protein binding. Lineage: Eukaryota; Metazoa; Mollusca; Gastropoda; Patellidae. The record is from RefSeq and is a predicted model, not a curated record. Bases 368 to 1471 code for a protein of 367 amino acids. The transcript has 2 exons.
UAUAAUUUAACAGCAGGUUCAUGUAGAUGUGUGUAUAUCUAUCAACACUAGUAGUCAUAAUAGUUCCACAUGGUUAAUCGAGGGAUUCAACCGUUCAAGGAGAUACAUGGACGCCUCUUACAACAGGAACAACAAUACUGGGAGAACUAUAAAUGUGCAUAAGUGAAAAACGCGACCAAAAGUCAUCACCCGGGGCGAUAUUGUUUAUACACGGCACCACGAAGUCAAGACUUUAGAAAACUGAUUAUUUGCUGGGCCGGAGAACUUCCGCGUUCACUUCACCAAACGGUAAUAACUGGAUAACAACUAAAGAUACCGGAACAUCAGCAACGAGCUGUGAUUUAUCAAACGAAAAUCUGUGCGUAGGAUGGGAAACAGCGCAAGUAAAGACUUGUUAAGAGCAUGCAAGUGUGGUGAUACUUUUGAUAUUCAUCUGUUUCUAAAACGAGGGGCCAAUGUUGAGUAUAGAGAUUCCUAUGGCAAUACUCCACUAUUAACAGCCAUCACGAAUAACCAUGCAAAUCAUGUAGAGGUGUUACUCAACAAUAGAUAUUCCUGUGCCAACCCAGAUCACACUGACACGACUGGGAACACACCUUUAAUGGUGGCGGCAAAUAAGUUAGAAAUUGUCCGAUUGCUGAUAAACAGUGGGUGUCAAUUAAAUAAGACGAAUCGAUUUAAGGAUUCUGCACUACACCUGGCUGUCCGAAUUGAAAAUGCUGAAGUGGUUGAAUUACUUGUGAAAAGUGGUAUUGAUGUUACACUAAAGAAUAAGAAUGGCCAGACCGCAUUAGACAUGGCUCUCCUUCUUGACAACGGGCCGAUUGGCAACAUAUUGUUAUCCAAACAACAAAAUUUCAAGUCUUUCGACCAGAACAUUCUUACACGAAUGCUUCAACAUGCAUUGGCGUCUGAUAACAGGGCGCGGGCCCAACUAUUACUUGAACACGUCACAUCCUUGAAGGUUGCUUUACUAGAAAUCCCUUACCGUAAAGAAGACUCACAAAUGGUGGAGAAUUUAAUCCAGAGAUGCCUGAACCAGGAUUCAUCCACUUGUAAAUGUUUGUUAUUUUAUCCAGUGAAAUAUCGUGACGCAAAGUGGACUAAAAUAUUAAUUGAACGCGGUAUUCCCUUUAAUGCGUCGUUGCUAGACAUCGCCUAUAUUAAUAGAGAUUUCGAAAUGGUGAAUAUUUUAAUCGAGAAGGGCCUGGAACAUAAGAUUGACCAGGGAAGUAGUACACCGAUGAUAUAUUAUUGUGUAAAGCAUUAUGACCAUACUCGAGUUCAAAAGCUGUUGAAACAUAAAAGUUACAUCAAUAUCCUGAAUCGUGUUGAGUCAUUACUGGAUCCAACCGACAGUUGCAAAAACACCGAAACGGUUGCCUUGUUAUUGGAUAUUGACAGGAAUCGAGAUCAGCCCGGAUUUACACCUUACGAAUAUUAUCGCGACUGUAUUGAGUCACAUCAUUGAUCGAACUCGACAAGUUGGUGAAGGAUGAACUUCAUUGGUUGAACUCGGCAGGUUUGGGAAGGAUGAACAUCCUUGAUCGAACUCAGCAAGCUGGGGACGGAUGGACAUCCUUGAUCGAACUCGACACGCGUGGGAAGGGUAAACAUCCUUGGUCGAAGUUUGGAAAAGAUGGACAUCAUUGAACGAACUCGACCAGUUUGGGUAGAAUGCACACCAUUGAAUGAACUCGACAAGUUUGGAAGGAUGCACAUAAUUGCUCAAUCUGGUUAAAACACAGAUCCUAUUUCGUUUCGUUUUUAUAGUUCGAAAUUUCGUUUUACUUGUCUUUACUACACUUGGAUCUGGAAGAGUUGUUAUUUAACUCGUGUUCUGAAUGGUGUCCGAGAUAAACCAACGAAACGGUCUGUUACGACGAGCUUUAGGCGUAUCUUUCACGGCACUGUGGGUAAUCCACUAGUAACAUCAAUGCUGAUUGGUAAAUCAAAUGUCUGACGUCAAAGGGUCAUAAAUCGGUCUUUUGACCCCUGACGUGAACUCCCACUAUAACUUGUCAGAUCUUCAUGUAGUGUUGGCCAUCGAAAGUAUAAAAAACGAAACGAAAUAUAGAUCUGUAUUGUAAUCAGAUUGAUAAUUGCUCGAACUCGACAAGUUUGAGAAGCAUGGACAUACUUGGUCGAACUCGGCAGGUUUGAGAAGCAUGGACAUCCUUGGUCGAACUCGGCAGGUUUGAGAAGCAUGGACAUCCUUGGUCGAACUCGGCAGGUUUGGCAAGGAUGACAUACUUGAUCAAACUCGGCAAGUUUGGGACGGAUGGACAUCCCUGAUCGAACUCGACAAGUUUGGGAAGGAUGCACAUAAUUUGGAAACGACCAAUGUUUUUUUAUUGAAUCUUGUGUACAAAAAUAACUAAUGUAGCAGCGUCUAGUACAUCUUUUUAAGAACCUAUCGAAAAGGGGUUGGGGGGGGGAUUAGAAAUCUAAAGCACAGAUUGGUUUUGACCUUACUAAGCUCAUGUUGGAAACAAUUUCUAGUUUGUUUUGAUGAACCAGAUUUGAAGUGAGAAGGAAUUACCAACUUAUUGGAUACGGGAUAGUAAAAGCGAUUCUUCGGAAAAGUUGAGUAGUGAGAAUCCUGGGUCAAUAUAUAUCCCUGUACAUUAAAGGACAAUAUUGGUGUACGCAUCUAUCGUAGCAAUAAUCUCUGUGUUAAAAUCAUAUUUGGGACGUGUUUAACCAGUUCUAUCACAUAUGGGAUAAUGAUCGACUGACGCCAAUAUUGUCCUUUAAUGUUCAGGGGUUUAUAUUGACCCACGAUUCAUACUACUCAAUAACUCGUCACAGUCAGUUAUAUAUAUAAGGAUAACUCCUGUUUCCUUUUGCGUUCGUCACUUCCGAUACUUGAAACCUACAUUACGCAUCUAUCGUAGCAAUGAACUCCGUGUUAAAAUUAUAUUUGGGACUUAUUUGACCAUAUGUGAUAAUGACUGACACCAAUAUAGUCCUUUAACAUUACCUUCCAGAUCAACAUGUCGAAUUAGAUUAUGAGUUAUUUUGUAGGUUCCCAAGCUCUCGACAUUGUGAACAUACUACAAGAGUUGGAUUCAAAUCCAAUCUCAUUUCUUAUAUAUUUUCAUCAAAUUGUUAUCAGUAUGGCAAUCAUAUUAAUUUGUUUAGUGGAUUAUAAUUUGAAUUUUAUGUUUCUUACUGGCUUUGUAAUAUGGCUUUGUAAUAUGAGAGAGAGAGAGAGAGAGAGAGAGUGAGAGUGGGUGAGAGAGAGAGAGAGAGAGAGAGAGAUAGAGAGAGUCAUUUCUGGACUAAAACAUGGUUCAAUAAUUUUAUUUCAUCUGCGCGUGGGAGUCUUCAGCAUUGGGAGGAAACCUCACGAGGUUGGACAGGUGACCCUACACCUUGCCACGUAAAACCGGGGAAUCGAAACCACGCCAGUUGACUCAAUGACAUACCUUAUGAUACAGCGGGCACGUACUAACCAUUCGGCCAUCCAAUCCCCUACUUUACAUAGAUGGUGCCGUGCCCCUACAUAACACAUCGCAUGAUUAGAUCCCAAUCCGAGUCUGUAUUAGUAGCUAAAAGUGACACGGGUAAAAAAAAAGGGGGGGGGGAACUAGUGAAGGAAUAGGAAAAAUCGCACACUGCUGAAAUACGCACCAAAUGAUUUAUUUUCUGCAACACUAAAUGGUAUUAUUGUUAUUAGUUGUACUUUCUGAGACACGUAUUGUUAUUAUUCCACACGCAUUGUUAUUAUUCCACACGCAUUGUUAUUAUUGUUAUUAUAGUUCAGAACACGUUGUUAUUAUUCAACACGCAUUAUUAUUAUUCAACACGCAUUAUUAUUAUUCAACACGCAUUGUUAUUAUUGUUAGUAGUUGUAACUUCUGUAACACAAAUUGUUAUUAUUAUUAACUCGCUAUAAUGUAUGUAACACAAGCUGAUAUUAUUGUUUAGUAGUUAUAAUUUCUGUAACACAAGCUGUUAUUAUUGUUUAUUAGGUAUAAUUUAUGUAACACAAAUUGUUAUUAUUGUUUAGUAGUUAUAAUUUCUGUAACACAAAUUGUUAUUAUUAGUAGUAGUUGUUGUAAUUGUUACUAUACGAUUUUAUUUUAUUGUUUAAUUUUAGUAUUGGAUGAAAAAUAUUAUUUAUUCGGGCUUCCAUUAUGUGCUUUAAUUACUUAUGGUAAAAUUAGAUACCAAUUAACAUUUAAUAUGGUGCUUCUGUUGUAAUGAAUAGUUUGAACAAUGUAUAUACAUGUGUUUUAUAAUUUUUUUAAAAAUAUAAACUGGUAAUAUUAUGU